AUGGAUGAGUAUUUAGCCAGAAUAGAAGUGCGAAAAGUUGCAGACGGGCCAGACACACUUUCAUUCCGAGUCAAUCAAAUAGAGGCAUCUGUGCUAAAUGCAUUGCGGCGAACCAUUAUCUCAGACACACCUUCCAUUGCGGUGCAUUGGGUAUACAUACGAGAAAACGAAACUGUCAUGGCUGAUGAAAUCCUCUCCCAUAGACUAGGACUGAUUCCAAUCCUAGCAGAUUCUUCAACCCUAAAGAAUAUUGUAAGAUCGGAAGUUCUUGACCCUCUGGCUGAGCUAACAGACGAAAACUCAAUUAGAAUGGAGCUGAAUGUGGAAAACACCACAGACAAAGUGCUAACAGUUCGCUCCAAUGACAUAAAAAUAGUCUCAAACACAAAAGCAACACUAAAGCAAAACGUAAUCAUAACUAGGCUAGCCCCUGGAAAGCGCAUAGAGUGCAAGAUGCUUGCAGUUGUUGGAACCGGAAGAGAGCAUGCCAAAUGGAUGCCAACAUCUGUUUGCUAUUACCGAUCGAUCAAAAAGCUUGAGAUGAAAGAUACCUCGAAAGCGGUGGAAAUACAAAAGUACUUUAGAGAUGGAUUUACCAUUGAAAAUGGAAAGCCUGUGAUAGAUGAGGAUAGGCUGCUAGUAAACAUGGACAUAGAGAAGAACUAUCCAAAUGAGAUAAAAGUGCGGGCAGAGCCAGACUCGUUUUUCUUUGAGAUAGAAGCAAUAGCAAACAGCCCAAAGAGUAUACUUAAAAAAGGCCUAGGCAUACUAAAGAACAAGCUAAAAGAGUUCCAAAUGGCAGCCAAUGCUAGAUAG
Nematocida ausubeli is the source of this 816-nucleotide messenger RNA. RefSeq names its product RNA polymerase Rpb3/Rpb11 dimerization domain-containing protein. The coding region runs from base 1 to 816 and encodes 271 amino acids. The record is from RefSeq and is a predicted model, not a curated record. Gene Ontology annotation, molecular function: DNA-directed RNA polymerase activity; protein dimerization activity; DNA binding. Lineage: Eukaryota; Fungi; Microsporidia. The transcript has a single exon. Gene Ontology annotation, biological process: DNA-templated transcription.